GAACCUAACGAAUAUGAGACGUAACAAUAAUUACCCAUACCAACCGUUAAAUCAAAAUCCCAGCCCUCUGGGCCAUGAUUCGUUGGAGGAGGAAAAUGAACGGGCGGCCGAAGAGCUAAAGCAGAAAAUUGGUGCCCUCAAAUCCCUAACCAUAGAUAUAGGAAAUGAAGUACGAUAUCAAGAUAAAUUGCUACGUGGUAUUGAUGAUGAUAUGGAUCGAACACAGGGAUUUCUGGGCAAUACAAUGAACAGGGUAGUAAGACUGGCUAAGAAUGGUGGUAGCCGUCACAUGUGUUAUAUGUUUUUAUUUGUACUAUUUGUCUUCCUUCUGUUGUAUGUUGUUUUAAAGCUUAAGUAG
This is a messenger RNA of Musca vetustissima, 358 nucleotides long. It is a transcript of the gene Bet1, whose product is annotated as BET1 homolog. The coding region runs from base 14 to 358 and encodes 114 amino acids. NCBI's taxonomy places the organism in Eukaryota, Metazoa, Arthropoda, Insecta, Diptera, Muscidae. Gene Ontology annotation, molecular function: SNAP receptor activity. Gene Ontology annotation, biological process: endoplasmic reticulum to Golgi vesicle-mediated transport; vesicle fusion with Golgi apparatus. Gene Ontology annotation, cellular component: Golgi trans cisterna; SNARE complex. The record is from RefSeq and is a predicted model, not a curated record. The transcript has a single exon.